Messenger RNA from Serendipita indica DSM 11827, 633 nucleotides. Lineage: Eukaryota; Fungi; Basidiomycota; Agaricomycetes; Sebacinales; Serendipitaceae. The record is from the annotation of a GenBank genome assembly.
AUGAACGAGGAACUUUCGCCUACAGAUACACCUACGCUCGCGUCGAUGAGCCAGCAGCAGCAGCAGCAACGACGACCUACCGUACACAAAUCGAGCCCGCUCGCAAUGUCAGCUACGACACCUGUGACACCAGAAACUGCAACGUACGCGAAUACAUCGCGACGUGUGAAUGAUGCACCAGCGCCGGUGAUUUCAGAACCAACACCUCCAGCUUCCCGGCCGGGCGCAGCGAGAACGGGGACACGCGCACGAGAUUUGUUGAGGCAGCAUUAUGGAAUGGGACUCGUUCCUCCGGCGUCUUCAUCCGGCCGCGCUGACGAUCCGAUGGACCUUGAUUCAAAGGUUUUUGAUGCAAAAGCGUAUUAUGAGCAACUUAUCACUACCACCAACUUGACGGGACUCUUGAAAAAGGAAAACGAACUUGCCGCCCAAAUCAGACAAUUGGAUGGGGAGAGGCAAUCUCUGGUAUACAAUCACCACCACGAACUCAUCGCAGCGAGCGAUACGAUUGGCGCAAUGAAAGUUCAAGCAGAUAGUUUGGAUGCAGAUCUGGAAAAGUUGAGAGCUGCGUUUUCUGAAAUCUCCAGGUUGGCGGCAGAAACGAGCCGGGACGAAGACCAACAGCGGUCCUGA